AAACGACAACCUGCAUUCAUUAUUUUAAAGUCAUACAAGUAAAGGUAGUGUCGCUAAGACUGCCGUCCUAACAACAACACGCACGGACGACUUUUCUUUUACUGUCGCGUUAAGAGCGUCGUCGUCUGUCUUUUGUUUUUUCGCGAGGUUUUCCAACUGGAAUUUUCACGAAAAGGCUUCAGCGGUGGUAUCGGUUAUACGGGGCGGACGUACGUACGGUGGUGAGUGACACAAAACACAGGGAGAAGAAGCGAGAAGGAAAGAUAUUUUUGACAAGCGGGAAACAAAUUUAUCUAGACGCACCAAUUCGAUCAAUCAUCAUGGUUACAUACGAGAAACCUCUACCAACAUAAGCAAUGUCACUAGUCAAUUAUACUAAUCCCUUCGCGGCGACCCCAAAUCCUUUGGGGUCGUCCCCUUAUUACUCCCCCCGUUUGGACGCGAAUCCAUACGUUUACACAAAACCUGCCAACCCCUUCCUCCGAGAAGACUUAGCAGGCGGUUCCAGAAACUAUCCGCCACCCGUUCAACCGAAAAUCCAACCCUACGGUGGUCCAAACCUUCCGCAACCUCCCAGGCAACCGCCUCAAACCAAACAACUGCCAAGCCAAGCGCCCACACAACCCCCAGGAUUUACCAAGGUCCAUGGAGGCGCCGAGGAUGGGAUAUCAAGGGUUCACGCGGUUUUAGAUUACGACGAUCCGGAUUAUUAUGACGACGGGGAGGUACACGAUAAUCCCCUGCACGUUACCCCCAUUCAGGGACCUAUUUACGUCAAGAAUGGGUCUGUGCCUGUGGUACCGCUGUAUUCAUACCCAACGGUCAACAAUGGGACUUUCGUUCAAAUACCGAUUUUAUGGACUGCCCUAUCAGUAGCGUUAGGACUACAGAUACGUGGAGAUUAUAUUCGUGGAGUGCCCUGUAUAAAAAAAUACGGGCAACUAUUCUGUCCCACAGCGGGGAACAGCUACCCCCUAGACCGAAUAGAAACUUUCAUUGACGAAAACAAGGCGUUAAUGCGAAGGAUGUACGGGGACUUUACGAUGGGCGAAGAAUUCACGGGUGGCACGAAACGAAAGAGAUCGGUUAAUAAGCCGGGCGUACCGGAUUUACACGCUGAUCCGGGACCCGAUCCGGUUGUGAUGGGCGGAGAUUCGUUCUUCGAAAAAUUCACGAGGACGCCAAGACAAAACUUCCGAGCAAACCAAACAUCGGAAACUGGAAGGGUCGACGCGUGUGAAAGUAAAGUCGAAAUAGUCACGCCUUAUUGGGCGUCUAACUCGGCCGGAAAAGUAAGGGCAAUAGUAAAUACUCAACACUUCGAGCAAGCAAUCCAUCAAGAGGUGUGCUCGCAAGCGAGGACGAAACGUUGCACGGACGAUUGCGGUUGCGAGCAAAAAUACAAAUGGCACCGCCUCCUAGCCUACGAUCCAGAUAACGACUGCAAGGGGAUUUUCAUGGACUGGUUCCUGUUCCCGUCGUGUUGCGUGUGCAGGUGCAACCCCUAAAGCACAAACACUCUUCCCCCUCGCAUACCAACAACCAACAUCAAGAUACAAGCACGAACACUAGCCACAACUUGUGAUAAACAAAGAAAAAUAGUUACCAACGUUUUUAUCGUAAAAUGACUGCUACAUUACAUCACAUCAGCAACGUCGUGCUGCCAGCAUAAAAAACUCAAUCAAUUUAUAAUGUAUCGUAAGAUAUAACUUAUUGUAUUGUAUUUUAAAUGGAAAAAAAAGCAUUAAGACUCUAUCAUUCGUUCACAGUUUUAAAGUGGUACAUAAAAUGUAACAAUGGGCGGUGUACGCCGUCAUUUCAUUCGAUAUCGCCCACGAACACUACCCACAUUUCGUAACUCGCUGAUCUCCUACCCGUUGGAUAGCGUGAAGUAGGAUAGUAGGAGACCUUGCCGAAAAUCAAUUAUUAUUAAUAUCAAGUUGCUAUAUUGUA
This is a messenger RNA of Agrilus planipennis (emerald ash borer), 1953 nucleotides long. It is a transcript of the gene spz3, whose product is annotated as protein spaetzle 3. The coding region runs from base 357 to 1508 and encodes 383 amino acids. Gene Ontology annotation, molecular function: growth factor activity; Toll binding. Gene Ontology annotation, cellular component: extracellular region. Gene Ontology annotation, biological process: innate immune response; regulation of Toll signaling pathway; central nervous system formation. The transcript is spliced from 7 exons. Lineage: Eukaryota; Metazoa; Arthropoda; Insecta; Coleoptera; Buprestidae. The record is from RefSeq and is a predicted model, not a curated record.